GAGGGACGCUCGUAAGAAAACCUGACACGCUAGCUUCAGCAGAGUAGCUGCCAGGCAAUUACAGCAGCGACGUAUCGAGGGAGGGUGGCUACCGAAACUAAUCAGAAGGGCCGUCCAGCACCUGAACCAUCAAUCGGGUUUAUGAGUAAAGGCGAUCAAUCAUCCUGCGGUUAACCUUCGGAAGAAACGCGGAAGUGUAAUUCAACGUCAACGGGCUUUUUUUGUGACUUAUUAUCGGUGACAACAUGGCUGAAUGUAACAUUAGCAUCGACAAGAAUAAACUACCUGGAGUGAAAGAGGUGUGCCGAGACUUUGCCGUGCUGGAGGACCACUGCCUGGCCUACAACCUCCAGGAACAAGAAAUUGAGAGCCACUUGGCGUCCAACGUCAAUAAGAGCCGUCUUGUGCAGAAGGACCUGCAGGUGGCCAAGAAGCUGCAGGAGGAGGAGGAUCAGCGGGCCAUGGUCCAGAGCCAGAAACAGCACGUUGACAUUGAGCGCAAGGAUAUUGAGAUAGCCCACGAGAUUCAGGAAGAACUGGUCCGACAGGCAGAACAACAGCGUCAGCAGGAGGAGAAGGAUGCGGCCAUUGCUCGUAAGCUGCAGGAGAAGGAGAUGAAAGAGGAAAGGAGGAGACAGAAGCAGCUGGAAGCAAACUUUGAGGAGGAGUACUUUGAGGAUCACGGAGCUUCAAGAAAACCCCUUGACUUGGAUAAAGACACCCGUUACAAAUCCUCUUCCCUAGGCCGAUAUGAUGCUUAUGCUCCAGUAAGGGAUUUCUCCCCAGAUUAUAGCUCAACAGAACCCAAAAGGAGCAGAUACCCAAGGCAGGACCCAGCAGCACCCCAUAGCCGCUCCAGAUUCCCUGAGCACUACCUAGUGGCAGAAGGAGGGCGAAGCAGGCAUGCAGAUCCAAACCCAGAGCACCUGCUGUCCCCCAGAGGCAAGCAUGGGGACAGGUAUCCAGACUAUGAGCCCACAGAGACUGGCAGAGCCAGGGGCCCAGGGCGGGAGGACACAGAGACAGGGGUGAGGAGAAAAGAGAGACCAACCAGACCAACUCUACCACAGAUCCUCAUAGAUAGAGACAAGGUCUGGGACAAAGAAAGGGACAGGCAACGUGACCGAGACAGGGACAGAGACCUGGAAAGAGAGAGACCCAUGGGAAAAGACCAGAGGAGAGAGCAGGACCUCAGGUUGGAAAGAACCAGAGAUAGAGGACAGAGUGGGGAUAGACACAAAGAGAGAGAUAGGCAGAGACAGAAAGACAGACAGCGAGCGAGAGCGAGCAGCGCGGAGAGAGCGCUUGAAGAGGAGCCGGGGCACAGCUGGGACAGGCAAAGGGAAGGCAGGGCUUCUUGGGAGGACGAAGGGGAUGAUGGUGAAACAGAGAGGAAGGCCAGGGGCCGGCAGCGUGUCCACUCCAACCCCGAAGAGGUGUUUGAUGACCUCAGGAGCGAAGGGAGAGGGGACUUCCGGGACCUCCGAAAAGCGGAGGGUCCUGGCAGGGAAAGCAUUCACACUCACCCCAACGGAGAGACAGGUCGUAUUGUGCACCGAGGGAGUGGAGCAGUCGUAGCAGAAAAUAGUGUAGAGUUUGGACUGAGCGCGGCCACCAAAGGACUGACAAAGCUUGAUCUCCGCGAGCAGGAGCUGAAGGACAUGGAGGUGGCAAGGAAACUCCAAGAGGAGGAAAUCAAAGUGAGGAAGGACCCCAGAGAAGCAAGCAAGAUGCAUGUGCGUGCAGCCCAAGUGGCGCAGGACGAGGAAAUCGCUCGACUGAUAAUGGAACAAGAGAAAAAGGAGUACAGGAAGAAGCGAGAGCGCGAGAAUGAGAGAGAGCGGGAGAAAGAGAAGGAACGAGAGAGGGAGCGGAUGGCAAUAGAAAGGAGGCGGCUAGAGGGAGACCACAGGCCAAAUUCGGAGGAAGUUGUCCGGCCCAGAACACGAGAUGAGUAUGAACACCAGAGGCAGAGGAACAACAACAAGCCUGCCAGGCCCCCUCAGCCUCGUGUACAUGACUAUGAGAAUGUGAGCUCUGGCUAUGGCUACUUUGACAACCCCGCUCCCCCUCGUCCUUCCACCAGACCUGAAGCUGCUUACAAAGGUGCCUAUAACAAGCGGUGACUCAGGCUCUCUACCAUGUCCAGACAUGCUGUCAGUCCUCCUUCGUCCUCUUCUUUUAUUUAUCUUUUUGUUUUCAACCAUUCGCACUCUGUUGACCAAAAGCCUUGGGACAAUAUGAUGAGUUGGCAGUGGGAUUUUAUUUUAUUUUUUAAUUACCCUCCAAAGUUGGCCCAGAGUUAGGAAAAUGGGUCUGUAAGUGCUGGAACUACACUCAUGUUUUCCUUUUUUUAUUUGUACAUUGUGAUUAAUAUUAUUUCUUUUAACUGACUCAAAAUCAAGACAAGCCAAAAUAUCAGCCUUGUGACAAACUCCCCGUCUCCUCACCUGCUGUGGUCAUCAUGUGCUGAUGUUCGUCCCAUCUGUGGACCAUGCCAUCACAAGGGCUCAAGGCCUCUGCUGGAUAUAACCGCGCACAUUUCCUCAUGACUCUUGCCUGUCGGGUCCAACAUGACUGCUACAGUGUCUUAGAUACCAACAUGGCAGCUGCUUUGUACACCAAUGCUGCAGUUCUGUUCUCUUUCCAUGCUGUGCAACGAGGCUUCACAGGCCCUGUCCAUGUGCCACACAGCGAACGACUCUGGAGGGACGCGUUCCUGUUGCUGUAUUCAAACAAAAAAUAAGCCUUUAUCAAGAUGCUGGUAGUUUUGGCUUUUGAUAUGUUUACCACCUUGUUCCAGUGCAGAGGAUGGUGAUGAUUCAUGGACAUUUAGUUGGCUGUAGGCUGUGUGUUUUGUGUUUUGUUUUUUUCUGCUUGUGAGGGACACUUUUUAACCCCGUCCUCCUUAAACUGAAAGUGGAUGGAUGGUUCUCUGUAAGACUCACUGUUUCUAUGUGCAUGCUUACUGAAAGUGAACAACUAUGUACAUGCAUUUCAGCUCUGUAUCCAAUAUUCUGGCUCCUUUAUUGUCAGAAAGGGCUAAAGCCACAAAAAGCCAAUAAUGUUCCAAUAGUGUUCGCUCAUAUACCGCAGUACAAUAUCCCUUUUCUGCCACCAUUUCAUAUCUGCAGGUCAUUUACAAACUAAAACUGGCCCAUAUAAGAACCAGUACCAAAAUGGAAUGCAUGUACAUUGCUUAUCUAUGUGUCAAACCUGAAGUCAAGCUUCAUGCUUACGGCACAGAUGCUGUGCGAUUGAAUAUUUGUUCUUCUUUAAUUUAAAUGUACUUGUGCAACCAAAUCAUUGUGGAAAAUACAAGAUUCUUCGGUCCUGUUAUCCCUUGUCCCACUAGUUAGAAAGGGAGCCUUAUAUUUUAUUUUUAUACAAUAUUUUGUUGGUCUUUCCUUAGAUUGUUCCCUCGAUUUCCAGUCUCCCAAGCUUUCCUGUCGUCACUUCCUGUCUGCAGGAAAAAGCAAACAUUCCCCCAACAGAAGUGCAUCUGGAUAGAGGCAAAUCAGUAACAGGAUCAGCUGGAGAAAUUGACAUAAAAUAUAUUAUCACUGCACAAAGAGACAUUCAUUUUCUGUUCAUAUUGAAUAAGGAUGACAAGGAAAGUGAAAAAGCACAUUCAAGGUUUUGAGUUUACUGAAAUGUUUGAUGGCCAUGAAGUGAUUCAAUCUUUGAACGUUUAGCGCUGCUUUCAGGUUCUCGUGUUGUAAUAAAUGUUUGAUGCUGAAAUUAUAAAUAGGCUUCCAAAAUGAUUCCCUCCUUGUUCAGAGGAAGUGCAAGGUCUUUCUAUUGCUGAGCACACAUAUGCAGGUGUUAUUCAAUUAUGUGCUAAUUGCUGUUGACCGAAUGAAAUUUGUGCUAUGUUUGUAAUUUUUUUUUUCCCAGGGACUUGGAAUGGAAAAAGGUUAAAGUUGUUGUGGUUGUAGCAGAGCUACCACACCCACCAACCAAGGUGGUAUUAUUUUGUGAGAGCACCCCCUUCUGGACAUGUUGACAAUUGAAAAAAGAAAUGUAUAAAAUGAAUCCGAUCAGGAUGCCUCUUUGUAUUUGUGGAUGUUGCCAUCAGACAUUACUUUGGAAUCAAGUGCUGUCUACAUCAAAACAUGAAGUGUUACAUUUGUUUUCAUUUUGUUUUAUCCAGGGCUUGUAUGCAAUCUUACCAAUCAUGAAGCAACAUGUGUUGGCACUUGUAACAGAACCUUUUUUUAAGUAAAAUUAAAUAACAUGUUGCUUGUACCUAUAGAAUCUCAAAAUGUAAUAAACUAUCAGCAUUUCCACUCUUAA
Messenger RNA from Micropterus dolomieu (smallmouth bass), 4296 nucleotides. RefSeq names its product coiled-coil domain containing 50a (gene ccdc50a). The record is from RefSeq and is a predicted model, not a curated record. Gene Ontology annotation, cellular component: cytoplasm. Gene Ontology annotation, molecular function: ubiquitin protein ligase binding. NCBI's taxonomy places the organism in Eukaryota, Metazoa, Chordata, Actinopteri, Centrarchiformes, Centrarchidae. The coding region runs from base 246 to 2126 and encodes 626 amino acids. The transcript is spliced from 12 exons.